AUGGCACCUCCACGCGGAAGGAAGAGAAAGUCAGACCAGUCGACGACGGAAGACGCGCCUAAUAUGGCCGGUCAAACAGUGCCUACCAAGUCCGGCAGCCCUUCGGAGAGUCCGAGGAAGAAGAGGAAGGUCGGCAUCACGCUCGGCCAGAAGCAGGCUCUCAUCGACAACCUCCAGCUCGAAAAGUGCCCUCCAGUCACAGAACGUGCUCGCAAAUUGCGAGCGCAGUAUAACCUUCAGGCCCAGGGCCUCCGAACACGCAUCGAGAUACGCGUCAACCGUAUCCCCAUGGCCCUCCGCAAGGCCAAGAUGGGCGACCUGCUGGACAAAUACUCAAACGACCAAAACAACAAACCUUCCGCCACCUCUUCGGCGGCAACUGCCGCGCUCAUCUCCAGGCCUCCACCGGUCCCCGAGAAGGACUAUGCACCAGCGCGUCAUGCUGCUGCUGCCAAGGCUGCUCCCGCACCGGCAACACGCGGACCGGGACGGCCACCGAAGCGACGAAGCGAGGAACUUGACGGCGGCGGCGACAAGGAGAACCAAGACGCAAACAUGGCCAAGCCCCAAAAGAGAGCCCGCGGCCACCCGGGGCCGGAGAACGCGCCGACCCCGGCACAGGUCCUCUCACCUACGUCCUCCAACUCGCGCAUGAGACCCCCGCCGCGGCCCGCGUCGCCCGCCAAGUCCCAGAUCGCACGCCCCGUGUCCCCGGUCAAGCAGGCCGCCGCGGCCACCAGCCUCCUGAGCAACAUGGUCGAGAAGGCGCGCUCGACGCGCGCCGCCGCCACCACGAGGAAGGCGACGACCUCGUCCACGGCCAGCUCGGCCACCUCUGGCACGGCUGCCACUCGGGCGAGGCGUGGAGCUGCCGCCGCAGCAACACCGAAGACCACUACCACCACACGAGCAACGCGGAGGGCUAGCGGCGUCAGCGAGUCGAGUGAUGGUAGCACGGCCACGGUGGUGCGGAAGCGGACGGCAGCUACUGCAGCUACCGCGGCGUCCAGGAAUGCGGCCGCGGCGACGAAGAAGACGACCGUUAUGAGCACUAUCAAGAAGGGCGUCACCAGUGCGACCACGAGGAAGGCCGCCGCGCCCAAGACGGCAGCAGCAGCAGCACCUGCUACGACUAGGUCGGGUAGAGUGCUCCGAAAGAGAGAUUGA
This is a messenger RNA of Thyridium curvatum, 1167 nucleotides long. RefSeq lists its product as uncharacterized. The record is from RefSeq and is a predicted model, not a curated record. The coding region runs from base 1 to 1167 and encodes 388 amino acids. Gene Ontology annotation, biological process: mitotic sister chromatid segregation. NCBI's taxonomy places the organism in Eukaryota, Fungi, Ascomycota, Sordariomycetes, Thyridiales, Thyridiaceae. Gene Ontology annotation, cellular component: chromosome, centromeric region; chromosome passenger complex; spindle midzone. The transcript is spliced from 3 exons.